AUGGACAAGGGUUGCUCCAAAGUUAAGAAACUGUUUCGAUUCGAAAAUGACUGUCACAAGCGGAAUUUCAUAAUUACACUUUGUGUAUACUUUAACUUCAUAUUGCUGGGUUGGACGUAUGGCCAGCUUGGCACGGCGUUCGUGGACUUACAACAGAUUCUUUCCACGAGCGUGCAGCAGACGUCACUUAUCUUCACCAUGAACUCGUGCGGCUAUAUGCUGGGAACCCUACUUAUCGGAGCCCUCUACGACCGCGUACCAACACUCAAACUGCUCGGACUCCUGACCUUACUAAACGGGAUAACCAGCGCCGUGCUUACGUGGUGUUCCUCGUUUGGGUUGUUUCUCUUUGUUCGUCUCGUGGACGGGAUGCUGUGCGGAGGCAGAGACGGAGGAGGAAAUGCAAAGGUGUCGUCGUGCUGGGGAUUUGCUGUUCGUCCGUACAUGCAGGCCUUACAUUUUACGUACGCAUUCGGGGGAAUUAUCUCACCCAUUGUGACAAGUCAUUUUCUCGCGCCUAGAAUCACGUUGAGCAACCAGACAACUAACAUUUCGUAUGGAAAUUAUACAAACGCCAGUACGUUUUUACAGUUAACAAAACAACUCUUGAAUUACAACACCAUGGUCGAUGAAAGAGCUGAGAAUUCUUUAACAGCAAAUGUUACAGAGAAAUGGGACACAUUCAACAAUUCGAAUAGUACAUUAGACGAAAUAGUUGUAUAUGGAGAGAGUCACGUUCAUAUUGCGUUUGUGGUAACAGGAAUAUUGACGGCCUUGUCUGGAUGCCUGUACCUCGUGCUGUACGGAUUCGGGUUUGAAACUGUACCUUCCUAUCGACCAACGGUGGAAUCCCCACCGCAAAACGACACUAAAGAUCAAGGAGCACUUGGAUUUUUGAUUGAUCCACUCUAUAUUGGAUAUUUGAUGGAACAUUCCUCGCCGCUAUACCUGAUAUAUAUCAAUGUGAUUCAAUACUCUUAA
This is a messenger RNA of Mya arenaria, 981 nucleotides long. RefSeq lists its product as uncharacterized. NCBI's taxonomy places the organism in Eukaryota, Metazoa, Mollusca, Bivalvia, Myida, Myidae. The transcript has 6 exons. The record is from RefSeq and is a predicted model, not a curated record. Gene Ontology annotation, biological process: transmembrane transport. The coding region runs from base 1 to 981 and encodes 326 amino acids.